This is a messenger RNA of Salvelinus namaycush (lake trout), 1664 nucleotides long. RefSeq names its product NIMA-related kinase 7 (gene nek7). The coding region runs from base 252 to 1154 and encodes 300 amino acids. The record is from RefSeq and is a predicted model, not a curated record. Gene Ontology annotation, biological process: protein phosphorylation. Gene Ontology annotation, molecular function: ATP binding; protein kinase activity. Lineage: Eukaryota; Metazoa; Chordata; Actinopteri; Salmoniformes; Salmonidae. The transcript has 10 exons.
GCCACAGGCCAGGAAUUGUGAGCGGCUGACGAACAUACCUCGUCAACUAGCUACUUUUACGAUAGAGGUCGUCUCUGAAAAGUAUUAGCGCACAGGGAAAGGUGCCACGCAAGAGCGGCCCGGCAACUCGACUGCAGCACGACCUUGGAUUGGAAAAGUAAGCACCAAAGAAAACAACGCCAUCGCCACCCGAAAAUAACAGUAGCGAGGCUCCCACUUCCUGGGGUGUGAGGGAUUGAUCUCCUGUCACCAUGGACAUGGACACCCAGCCACAAGGCCAGCAGGCAGCAGUACCCGUGUUCCAGCCACAGAAGCCGCUUCAGCCGGACAUGGGCCACAACUCUCUGGCUAACUUCCAGAUUGAGAAGAAGAUUGGGCGGGGCCAGUUCAGUGAGGUGUACCGGGCCAGGUACCUGAUGGACAACACCUCCAUGGCCCUCAAGAAGGUUCAGAUAUUCGACUUGAUGGAUGCCAAAGCUCGGCAAGAUUGCAUCAAAGAAAUAGAUCUCCUAAAGCAACUGAACCACCCAAACGUGAUCAAGUACCAUGCAUCAUUUAUUGAGGAGAAUGAGCUGAACAUUGUGUUGGAGCUGGCCGAUGCUGGUGACCUCUCCCGGAUGAUCAAGCACUUCAAGAAGCAGCGGAGGUUAAUUCCAGAGAGGACAGUGUGGAAGUACUUUGUCCAGCUGUGCAGUGCGCUGGAACACAUGCACUCCCGACGGGUCAUGCACAGAGAUAUAAAGCCAGCUAAUGUGUUCAUAACAGCCACAGGAGUGGUGAAGCUGGGAGAUCUGGGACUAGGACGAUUCUUCAGCUCUAAAACCACCGCUGCCCAUUCUUUAGUGGGGACCCCGUACUACAUGUCUCCAGAGAGAAUACAUGAAAACGGAUACAACUUCAAAUCUGACAUCUGGUCGCUAGGCUGCCUGCUCUACGAGAUGGCAGCUCUCCAGAGCCCGUUCUAUGGCGAUAAGAUGAACCUGUACUCUCUGUGUAAGAAGAUAGAGCAGUGUGACUACCCUCCGCUCCCUUCCGACCACUACUCUGAAGAGGAAAGCCCGGUUUCUCACUGUAGAGGAGAUCAUCACUCACCCCCGCAGCAAAAGAGAAGGCCUUUUCGGUGUCACAGGACCAAUCCGCCCAUCUGCCCUUGAUGCCAAAUGCAACACAGUUCUCUGCCCAGUGGCCAGAAAGACGGUUACUGGGUUGUCCCUCGAUCCAGUUUGUGAACGAGGAGUCAAUCUGGUCUGACCACAUCCAGGGCUCCCUGUCCAGGCUGAUCCACACCACCGGGUCACCAGCUACACCAGCUAUCUCGUCGUUCUCAUCCUGGUUACUCACGUGUGGUUGUCCCUGCACUGCAGUAGCUUUAAACCUCUCUGCAGCCCAUAGCCUCUCCUAUGUAAACACUAUUCUGCUGUAGCCCGAGCUGUAUGUGAGAAAGUAUGUACAGUACAAUCUAACACAGAUUUUACUUUACAUUUAGUCCCCCUUAAUAAAUACUUCAUUAAUGGUUUGUAAAGGCUGGAUAAGUAGUUUAAAUACUGUUAAUUGUGUUUUUAUAAAUCAGUAUAAAUAAGCGCUCAAUUGUAAAAGUGUCUCUGUGUGUGUGAUUGUAGUUUUUGAGAGCAGAAAAUAUUGAUUGAUUCUCCCUAUCGUAGCUG